This is a messenger RNA of Larimichthys crocea (large yellow croaker), 1098 nucleotides long. It is a transcript of the gene mrpl4, whose product is annotated as mitochondrial ribosomal protein L4. The record is from RefSeq and is a predicted model, not a curated record. Gene Ontology annotation, molecular function: structural constituent of ribosome. Gene Ontology annotation, biological process: translation. Bases 154 to 1062 code for a protein of 302 amino acids. The transcript has 9 exons. Lineage: Eukaryota; Metazoa; Chordata; Actinopteri; Sciaenidae. Gene Ontology annotation, cellular component: ribosome.
GAAGAAGAAGAAGCUCGAUACCUGGUGUCAUCAGCACGCGCCAACACACCACACGACCUUUCACACCGCGAGCACAGUCUGUUCAUUCAGUUUAUGAUGUUGAUUUCAAAUGAAUUAAGGAGACAUUAGGUUUGUGUGUGUGUCACUCUCAACAUGCUUCGUUGUUCUUUGGUAAUCUGUGGCAGAGGAGUCGCUAAAAGGUUUGCCUCGUCGUUCUCCGGAGAGAGUGCUCUGCCUCCAAAUCUACUGCUGCCGACAAACCUCGUGGAUCCUGACAGAUUAAAGCGCCCUCCUCCUCCUGCAGACUGCUCCCUGCCUGUCCUGAGGAAGUGCGAUGCUGUCAUUCCUGCUCAUCUGAGCCCCGUCCAGACGUGGGUGGAGACUCUGGAGAGUCGAGACAGCGAGCCGUUGGGUUUGGCUCAUCUCCACCCAGAUGUCUUCGCAGUGCCUCCGAGACUCGAUAUUCUCCAUUCUGUUGAAAUAUGGCAGAAAAACUUUAAAAGAAUUAGCCACGCUAACACAAAAGUGAGAUCAGAGGUCAGAGGUGGAGGCAAGAAACCAUGGAAACAGAAAGGAAGUGGUAGAGCCCGUCAUGGAAGCAUCAGAUCUCCGAUAUGGAGAGGAGGUGGGGUGUCUCAUGGACCCAGAGGGCCGACCAGUUACUACUACAUGUUACCCAUGAAGGUUCGAGUUCAAGGACUUAAAGUGGCUCUAAGCUCCAAGAUGACCCAGGACUACCUUCAUAUUGUGGACUCUCUGAACAUCCCCACACCUGACUCUCAGUACCUGCUGGACCUCAUCAAACACAGACACUGGGGAGAGUCUGUGUUAAUAGUUGACGUAGGUGAAGAGAUUCCUGAAAACAUCCUUCAAGCGGCAGCUAGUUUGAACACGGUGAACAUUAUUCCAGCCAUUGGACUGAAUGUCCACAGCCUGCUGAAACAUGAAGCCGUCGUCCUCACGCUUGAGACUAUCAAGUUCCUGGAAGACAAGCUGCUUUGGCACGACCAGCGUUAUACGCCUCUGUACCCAUUUAAACUGCCCUAUUCAGAUUUCCCAUAGAAGACACAAAAUGACCUGUAAUAUAUUCACUGACUG